Messenger RNA from Lotus japonicus, 751 nucleotides. RefSeq lists its product as uncharacterized. The transcript is spliced from 2 exons. Lineage: Eukaryota; Viridiplantae; Streptophyta; Magnoliopsida; Fabales; Fabaceae. The record is from RefSeq and is a predicted model, not a curated record. Bases 109 to 606 code for a protein of 165 amino acids.
CACGACACUAACUUCCAACAAGGCAGUUUCCUUUUCCUUUCUUUCCUUCUUCCUUCAGUUGUAAUUUGAGCCUGUGUGCGGUUCUUUCCCUUUCUCAUUCAUAUCGAAAUGGACAAUUCUUAUUCUGCGUUUAACAUGGGAGAUGUUCGUUCCUGUUCCUCUUCUUCUCAUACUCAGAGGGAUGUCCACUACAGCUGUGGCACUUGCGGGUAUGAGCUUAACCUUUCCUCCUCCAACAGAAACACCUCAUCCAUCGGUUCAACCAAAUAUGGGAAAUCCAUAAAGCGAGGUAUCAUACCAUUCUUCAAUAUUGAUGAUAGCAGAUUUACCCAGGUUGAUGAAAUCGAAUGCGCCCCGCACUUUUCUAAGCACUCAUGGGGUCUGUUUCGCCGGAAAACCAAGCUUCUUUGUCGCAAGUGCUGCAACUAUAUUGGAAAUGCUUACGAUGGUUACACUUCAUCAUCAUUUCCUCUUGUUGUAUCAAACGGAACAGAAUCAUCCCCUGCUGCCACUGAAUCACCGAAUCAGGCGAAAUAUAACAUUCGCAUUCGUGCCUUGCAGCCUUCAUCAUCUUCUCAAGAAUAUGGAAUCUCUGUGUUUGCUUGAAAUUUUAUAUGAAAAUUACUACACUGUUAAUUCCUACUCUGUUUGUUUUCCUCUUCCCUGUCUAUCAAAACUGUAACAUACUACUAUACUAGUAUAUCAUAGAUGUAAUUGUAAAUGUUAAAGUGAAUGAGUUUGAUUUUUCUUA